AAAUUGCUAAAUCAUGAGUAAUAGAUGUGCAAUGCAUUGUUCAUUAUUGCACUAUAACAGAAUUGAUUGCAUCAUACAAGACUCCACUGAUUGACUGGAAACUAUUGCCUGAUUGAAUGUGAAUUUUACAAAAACUAUGUCUCAGACAAAAAUUAAGCUAAAAGAUCUUAACAUCCAUUUAACUUGUGUAUUGUGUGGAGGUUAUUACAUUGAUGCAACCACUAUCAUUGAGUGCCUUCAUUCAUUUUGUAAAACUUGUAUUGUCCAGUAUUUAGAUACUCAUAAAUUUUGUCCUAUAUGUGAUGCUCAAGUUCACAAAACUCGUCCUCUUUUGAAUAUUAGAUCAGACCAAACUCUUCAAGAUAUUGUGUAUAAAUUAGUUCCUGGAUUAUUUAAAAAUGAAAUGAAACGUAGAAGAGAAUUCUAUGCGCAACAUCCUGAAGUUGUGCCUGCGUCGAGUGAAGAAAGAGGCGAAGUGUUGGGUGGCGAGAGAUUGAUCUUUUCUCCCAAAGACAUGAUCAGCAUAUCAAUGGAAUAUUGUCCUAUAGGUGUGCUAUUUCCUCAUUUGCAGGGGAAUCAAAUUUCUAACAUUAGUAGCUCACAGAGUCAUCGUCGAUACCUUUAUUGUCCCGGCGCAUUAACUAUAGCCCACUUGAAAAAAUUGAUUCAUGCCAAAUAUAAUCUCCUCCCCAAACAGCAGGUUGAUAUACUAUACAUGCACGACUACCUCUUUGAUGAAUAUACCAUGAUGGAUUUAGCAUACAUAUAUUCUUGGAGAAGGAACGAACCAAUUCGACUCUUCUACAAGAUAUAUAACAAACCAACCGACAAAGACACUUUAAGGGAAAGCAACGAUAACACUUGCAAAGGCAUAGAAAAGCAGCGGGUGAAUGACAGUCAUCUGAUUCUCAAUGGCAACGACCGGACGCAUCAGAACACGCCGAAUUCCAAGCCGGUUCCAAUCCACGGCGUAGACAAGAAAGAGGUGAGGGAUGCAAUCUGGAACUACAUGAAACCCUCAAACCAGACAGAGUGCGAUCUGAAAUGCAUCGAUCAAACUUUUGACAAAGACGGUUUUGUGGACACCAACGGCAAGAUUCUAAACGAACUAGAAAACUGCAUCACAAACAAGGUUUUCUGAGAUGGUCCUACUAUAUAUAAACAUUUUAACAGUGUGUAUAGCUUACAUUAAAUGUAUAAUCUGUUCAGAUAGUUCUAUAAGAGAAAAAUAAUUAUUUUUACUAUAUAUAUAUAUUAUACAUAAAGAUUAGAUGAUAGAUGUAAGAUAGAUUGUAUUUUUGUAAUAUGAAUCUUUUCUAACCUCACUUAUUUAUUGAAGAACAUCUUUCAUCCUAUUGUUUUGUUUGUAAAGCAUUCAGACAAACUUUUUCGUCCAAUUGUAAAUAGAAUCGUAGUUGCAAAUCGUUGUCACAAAUGUAAAAAUCAUGACAUCCACAUCAUUAUACACCGGGCAGGACACGUUAUCGUCGGUGGACGAAAGAUAGGGUUGUGCACCAACGUGGCAAGAGUCGAUUUUUUAUAUAUAUGUAUUAUAUAUAUAAAAGUUGUUAAAGUACGAAAUUAUUUUCUUACACAAAAAAAUA
Centruroides sculpturatus (bark scorpion) is the source of this 1604-nucleotide messenger RNA. RefSeq names its product polycomb complex protein BMI-1-A-like. Gene Ontology annotation, cellular component: PRC1 complex. The transcript has 10 exons. NCBI's taxonomy places the organism in Eukaryota, Metazoa, Arthropoda, Arachnida, Scorpiones, Buthidae. Gene Ontology annotation, molecular function: promoter-specific chromatin binding. Gene Ontology annotation, biological process: negative regulation of transcription by RNA polymerase II. The coding region runs from base 137 to 1141 and encodes 334 amino acids. The record is from RefSeq and is a predicted model, not a curated record.